AUGGCCCUGAGUGACGCCGAUGUACAGAAGCGGAUUAAGCACAUGAUGGCUUUCAUUGAGCAAGAAGCCACUGAGAAGGCCGAACAAAUAGAUGCCAAGGCUGAGGAAGAAUUCAGCAUUGAGAAAGGACGCCUGGUGCAAGCCCAACGACUGAAGAUUAUGGAGUAUUAUGAGAAGAAGGAAAAGCAGAUAGAACAGCAGAAGAAAAUCCAGUUGUCCACCAUGAGGAACCAGGCCCGGCUAAAUGUCCUGAGAGCUCGCAAUGACCUCAUCUCGGAGCUGCUGAAUGACGCCCAGCUGAGACUCGCCAGGACUGCGGCCGACCCAGAGGCCUACCAGCGGCUGCUGUAUAAGCUGGUGUUCCAGGGCCUGCUCCGGCUGCUGGAGCCCGAGGUGACUGUACGCUGCAGGCCACAGGACCGCCUCCUGGUCGAGGCUGCGGUGAAAAAAGCCAUCCCCGAAUACAUGACAGUCUCCCAGAAACGUGUGAAGGUGCAGAUCGAUCGAGAGGUGCACCUGGCUGUAAAUGCAGCGGGAGGUGUGGAGGUCUACAGUGGCAAUCAGAGAAUAAAGGUUUCCAAUACCCUAGAGAGCCGACUGGAGCUCUCAGCGCAGCAAAAGAUGCCAGAAAUACGAAAGGCCUUAUUUGGAGCCAAUCCCAACAGGAAGUUUUUUAUAUAACCUCUGGGAAAUGAAGCUCAUGUUGAACUACUGAGCCAUAAAAGCAUAAGUUAUUAAGGCAAAGGAAACUACUUAUGUUUCCUCGUCUUUGUUGCUCUGAUAUUAUUCUAUCUUCUUUUAAGAAAUACCCUCUGAAUAGCUAAAGGCAUUAUACUUUGGAAUAAAGUCUGACUUAAUGCUUAGAAAUCUAA
This is a messenger RNA of Miniopterus natalensis, 872 nucleotides long. RefSeq names its product ATPase H+ transporting V1 subunit E2 (gene ATP6V1E2). Lineage: Eukaryota; Metazoa; Chordata; Mammalia; Chiroptera; Miniopteridae. Gene Ontology annotation, molecular function: proton-transporting ATPase activity, rotational mechanism. The record is from RefSeq and is a predicted model, not a curated record. Gene Ontology annotation, biological process: proton transmembrane transport. Gene Ontology annotation, cellular component: proton-transporting two-sector ATPase complex, catalytic domain.